AUGACACCGUCCUGGAAGAAGCCUCUUAGUCCAGGUAUGAAAUUUGAUAAUAUGUUGAUCUUAUGAGUGUUUCCUCAAAAUGUUAAAUAUCCUCUUAUAUUCAUGACUUAAGCAGAUUAAUCUAAGAUUGUUUUUCUUUCUUCAGGUUUAGGAGGGAUCAUGUUGUUUGUUCUGCUUUUUCCAGGUCAGUUUGGACCCAAACAUGUCCUGAUGUAUGUGUUUUUUUUUUCACAGGAUGUUCAUUUCACUCAGAUGUUUAGUCACACUGAAACAGGCUCUCUAAAGUAAUUAUUAUGAUUGAUGUCUGACAGGGAUAUUAUUUCACAUAAUGACCUAACUUUACCUGUGUUGGUUAUCGUUGUGUCCAUGGUCAGUACAUGGUGCAUGGUGCAAAGCAAAAUAUAUGCAGAUGAGUUAAUAAUGUAUAUUAAAAUAUUAUCAUACAGCCCAAAAUAAAAAAGUAAUGAUAUGAGUUUAACAAAGUUGUCAUCUGUAGGAAUGUUUUAGACAGUUUACACUCGAGUUCAACACUGUUUUCUUUUCUUUAAGUCAGUCCAACUUGUUUCACAAACCUGUGAAAUCUUGAACAGACUCGAUGUUGCAUGAGAAAGGUAGUACCAUGUCUAUCCACAAGGUGGUGCUAUGCCAGAAUUUAAGGGAAAAGCACAUAGAUGAGUUCAGGGAAGGGUCUCAAUCAUGCAUAUGAGAAAUCAACCAAAGUGGACACUGUAUGAAUGAGUAGCAAUAAUGCUGAGUUCCAGUUGUACUCCGAAGUUGGAAUUUCCAAGGUUCGCAACAAAAAUAAGGGUGUCGUUGGAACUUUCAAUGCUGAAAGAUAACCAAUGGGCGGCACAGUGGUGUAGUGGUUAGCACUGUCACCUCACAGCAAGAAGGUCAGGGGUUCUAAUCCGGGUCAGGGCAUGUCUGUGUGGAGUUUGCAUGUUCUCCCUGUGUCAGUGUGGGUUUACUCCGGGUACUCCAGUUUCCUUCUACAUCCCAAAAACAUGCAGAAGUGGGGUUAGGUUAACUGGCCACUUUCAAUUUGCUUGUAGAUGUGAGCGUGGAUGGUUGCUCGUUUCUAUAUGUCUACAGUGAAAGUUCGCGUAAUGUUUCAUUUAUUAGCACUUCUGUUUUGUUUUUGUGAAAUUAAGUAAGUGGUUUAUGUUGUACUGCCCAACGUCUAACUGUGAACACGGUGCUAUGGUGUUUGUAAGAGUAAAAUACAGAGUUAUUUGCUGGUAUAGCUAAAAACAACUAACAGCUGACAAUUGUAAACAACAGCUAACAGUGGGCGUCCAUCUUGGUUUUCCGACUUGUGAAGCAAAUUUUUUUUUUGGUAGGGUGGUAGGGGAAGGUCCCACCCUCCUUUGCCUCUGAUUGGCUAGAAGUGCUGGGUUCUGAUUGGUUAUUCCGAAUGAAUGUGAAACGUCAUCAUCUGUCAAGUUAGGGUUAGGCGGGUUCAGAAGUGCGAUAAUGUUCUGUUCGAUGUACAGAGCCGACAGCCCGCGUUUGGCUUGAGCGCGUGAUGAUGUUUCCAGCUUUUCUAGCCAAUCAGAGGCGAAGGAGGCGGGACUUUCCCCUACCGUCCUACAAAAAAAAUAUUGCUUACUGGAACUCCGUCAACUCGGGUGUAACAUCAUUCCCAGCUCCGACUUCCGAGGUAACUGGAACGCAGCAAACCUUCCUGUUUCAUGGUGACGUCAAAGUUUGAAGUGCUGCCAUGGCAACAUACCUUAAUGUGAAGCGAUUCCUUCAAAUGUGAGGGUUUGAUGGUUUUGUGGACAAAAUAUAAACACACCAAGGACCUACUUUUCUAAUGUAACUGUGUGCCUUUGUUUACAGCACUGUGCUCAUGCUUCUACGAAUACCACUUCAUUGAUGAACCAAAGUCUUGGAAUCAAGCUAGAGACUACUGCAGGGGGAAGUACGAGGAACUGGCCACCAUCGACAACACGGAGGACGUGACGCGCGUGAGGGCAGCUGUCGGUAGUGGCUUCAAGGGGCAGGUGUGGUUCGGCUUGUAUGACCGCGUAAAAUGGAAAAGGUCUGACAUAAAACCAGGCUCCCCUGAAGACGAGGAGGACCAAUUUACCAAGUGGAGCCAAGGCGAACCAAACAUCAUACUAGCAAACAAGAAAAUAUGUGUCGCUUUCCGACAAGGAACCUGGCGUGACGUACAGUGCCAUGUAGAACAACAGUUUGUCUGCUACAACAGCCAAACUAGUGAGUAAACAUUUGUUUUUGUUAGCAAAAUGAGGGAUAAAGUAUUUUGAUUUAAAACACUAAAAACAAUCCUAAGAUAGUACGCACAAGAUUAUCUACAGGGGGCGCCAAAAUUGACACUUCACACUAUAAGCUCCAUCCAAUAACGAAGUCAGGGGUGUAUUUUUUGUACAAAACAUAUAUUCCUCAAAAAUCAAAGAACUCUGCUUUAAAUUUCUUAUUUCAGGUUUGUCUUCCAUUGUCUCUCCCAAGUAUGUCUUGAGUGAAAACAAUUCAAGUUGGAAGGACGCUAGGACCUACUGCAGGAGUAACCACGUGGAUCUGGCAAUUAUAAAGAACGACAGUGAGAACACGGAGGUCCAGGACGUAGUAGGAGAUGACCGGUCUGUCUGGAUAGGCUUCUACAGAUAUGCUUGGAACAAUUGGGCAGGCGAUAAUAGUGACUUCAUGAACUGGGUACAAGGACACCCAAAAAAUCGAUCCGAGGGCUGCGCUACCAGCCUGUUUGACGCUAAACACUCGGGACAGUGGGUUGAAGCACACUGUGGGGAAGCAUUUCCUUUUGUUUGCCAUGGCGGUAAGUCAUUUUUAUCUCUGAACCAUUCUGACCAAAUUUGUGCCAAUCUUACAAUGAAACAGCUAUGUAUACUGAUCCCUCACAGGGUUGCGAAUUCUUGCGCCGUCACUCGAAAAGAAGCAGAUCUUUCGUAUCAAGAUCACGAAGUCGGAAACUACAGCUGAUCUCAAUCAACCCGCUGUGAAUGAGGCCAUCCUACACCAGGUAAUCAUCAACACACAUACGACGGAACAUUUUGAUAGCAUGGUAACAUACCGCCACUCCGACAAUUAGAGACCAAUGUCGGAAUGGCGGGAUGUCGGAAUGGCGGUUCUCCCCUGGUUUGAACAUAAGUUUUGAGUUUGUGUCACAUGGACUUACUGAGUUAGAAGUGUGUGAAAGACACUCGAUCCGACCCGAAAAACUCUCAAAAUCAGCUUGGUGCGACUCUGUGACUCCACCCCGGUGUAGUCGUGUGCUCUUUUUGGAAAGUCAGAAUAUGGUCACCCUAAUGAAACGAUAAACUUGAUUGUCCUUCUGAGUCACAUUUUUCAAGGAGCCAAGGGCUGCACAAACCCGACUUUAUCCACAAUUAAUUGAAUAAAAACGUAAUUUUUUUCACGGACAACAACUGAGCAUUGAGGGGGUCGCAGAAGUGGAGGGAGAUUACAAAAGAUAAUUAAUAAUAUUUCUCGUAACCUGAUGUUAAUUUAUAAUGAAUAUAGCUAACUUUAUAAUUACGAUUUUUAAACAAAAACAAUGGGGGUGCAUUUAUAGUUGAAGUUACAGUAAUAUUUGUAUUAAUUUUUUGUCAUCAGAGGAAUUUUUUUUUCCAGAUUAAGGAGAAAAUGGAGGAGAUGGGGAUCACAAGAGAUCUGAAAAUUUCCUGGAUCAAGAAGUCGGAUGAAAAGGUCUUCAGCAAAGCAAAGAAGAAAGCCGAUGAAGUGAAGAUGGACCUUGAAUGUUACAGGCUAUAA
This is a messenger RNA of Xyrichtys novacula (pearly razorfish), 3756 nucleotides long. The record is from the annotation of a GenBank genome assembly. Lineage: Eukaryota; Metazoa; Chordata; Actinopteri; Labriformes; Labridae.